GGUGGCGGCAGCGGCGGCGGCGGCAACGGCGGCGGCUGCGGCGGGUCUGCGCGACCUGGGGGACGGGGCCAGUGCUGCACGGCUCGCUCAGAUGCAUGGUCACGGAGGCUAUGACUCCGAUUUUAGUGAUGAUGAACACUGUGGAGGAUCUAGCAAAAGGAAAAAAAGGACAGUUGAAGAUGACUUACUGCUCAAAAAGCCAUUUCAGAAAGAAAAACAUGGAAAGGUGGUCCAUAAACAAGUUGCAGCAGAAUUGCUGGACAGGGAAGAAGCAAGAAAUAGAAGGUUUCAUCUCAUAGCUAUGGAUGCUUAUCAAAGGCAUACAAAGUUUGUAAAUGACUAUAUUUUAUAUUACGGUGGCAAAAAAGAAGACUUCAGGCGAUCGGGGGAAAAUGACAAGACAGACAUGGAUGUUAUACGAGAAAAUCAUAGAUUUCUAUGGAAUGAGGAGGAUGAAAUGGACAUGAAUUGGGAGAAGAGACUUGCAAAGAAAUACUAUGAUAAAUUAUUCAAGGAAUAUUGCAUAGCAGAUCUCAGCAGAUACAAAGAAAAUAAGUUUGGAUUUAGGUGGCGAGUAGAAAAAGAAGUGAUUUCAGGAAAAGGCCAGUUUUGCUGUGGAAAUAAAUGUUGUGAGAAAAAAGAAGGCUUAAAGAGUUGGGAAGUUAAUUUUGGUUAUAUUGAGCAUGGUGAAAAAAGAAGUGCACUUGUUAAAUUAAGAUUAUGUCAAGAAUGCUCCUUCAAAUUAAAUUUCCAUCACAGGAGAAAAGAAGUCAAGUCAAAAAAAAGAAAGGAUAAAACCAAAAAAGAUUGUGAAGAGUCAUCACAUAAAAAAUCCAGAUUAUCUUCUACAGAAGAAGCCUCUAAGAAAAAGGAUAAAGCACAUUCAUCCUCAAUGAAAUCAGAAACUUCUAUUAACAGAAACUCUGAUGAGGAGGAAAGUACUUCAGAAUCUGAACUUUGGAAGGGCCCACUACCAGAAACAGAUGAAAAAUCACAGGAAGAAGAAUUUGAUGAAUAUUUUCAAGAUUUAUUUCUGUGAGAUAAAGAGAGAUGCCUACAUUCUUUAAUGUGAAAGUAUACUUUGAACUUUUCACAAAAGUUUUAUCUACAAGUUGCAACUUGAGUGGUUUCUCUUUGGAAAUAAAAAUCCAGCUACACUCAGGAUGUCAGAUGGUUUGGAAGUUUCCAGUUCUGUUGGAGACACUUUCCCUGUCCCUUAUCUGUUUUCAAUUGCUUAUCUAUGACUGUUCCAUCUGCUCCUAGUGGGUGGUGCUAGUACACUAUACAGAGAUCGACUGUCCCUAUAUUUUUUACGGGUUUUUUUUUUCCCCUGCUGAUUCAUGUUUAUCUUCCCUUGCCUCAGUUUAAAUUAUUAGGAUUAUUGUGGUCUCACAAAAUUAUAAAGUAGGUUAAGUAUGUCUUCAGCUUCUUUCCUUUCCUUUGAUACACUAGCAGCCCUCUUUUGAGUACCUAUUUAGCUGCCUUUUUUUCCCUUACACUUCUCUUGCUUCCUUCUCGCCUCUGCCACUUAAGGGAGUUUGUUAUAAUUUGAUUCCCCAGUGUAUGGGUAACUUAUAAAGUAAAUUAAUACUACAGGAGGCCGAAUGAGAUCCCAAUAGUCUAAAACAGCAGACAUGUUCACAAAAGUUCAUGCAAUAACGUAAUGUAACUGAACAAUACUGUUUGCAUAGUUUCUCAGAUUCAAGCAUACAGAUGUGGAUACACUUAUAUGCAGAAAUACAUUAUAAAAUGUAAUGUCUUAAUUGGGAUCUGUAACCCCCUCCAAGAGUCAAUUGACGUGCGUCAGGAAAUCUAAACACUCCUAGAAUCUGUGUGUAAACUUCUGUGAUUAUUUGUGUUUUGAGGGAAAAGGUCUGUAGUUUUCAUCAAAUUUUCAAAAGGAUUCAUUGAUUUUUUUUGAAAGGUCAGACCCAUUUUUAUAAAGAGCAAAGAGAUGGCUACAGGAGAAGAUACAUGAUUUGUAUCCUGCAGUGGUACCUCAGGAAUCACCUUCUAGAGCGAAUGAGGAAA
This is a messenger RNA of Camelus dromedarius (Arabian camel), 2031 nucleotides long. RefSeq names its product protein FRA10AC1. The coding region runs from base 92 to 1039 and encodes 315 amino acids. The transcript is spliced from 15 exons. Lineage: Eukaryota; Metazoa; Chordata; Mammalia; Artiodactyla; Camelidae. The record is from RefSeq and is a predicted model, not a curated record.